This is a messenger RNA of Penicillium expansum, 1470 nucleotides long. RefSeq names its product glycoside hydrolase family 15 protein. Gene Ontology annotation, biological process: polysaccharide metabolic process. Gene Ontology annotation, molecular function: glucan 1,4-alpha-glucosidase activity. The transcript is spliced from 3 exons. The coding region runs from base 1 to 1470 and encodes 489 amino acids. Gene Ontology annotation, cellular component: fungal-type vacuole. NCBI's taxonomy places the organism in Eukaryota, Fungi, Ascomycota, Eurotiomycetes, Eurotiales, Aspergillaceae. The record is from RefSeq and is a predicted model, not a curated record.
AUGUUGACAUUGAAUAUUUUGACUGCACUAUUGGCACCAGGUGUGGUAUCAUCUGCUUUGCCAGCCCACGAUCUCUAUGCCCGUGCCGACUUGGAUACUGCUGGUGCUCUUCAAGCCAUCCUGAACAACAUUGGCGCUGAUGGGUCUGCUGUUUCUGGAGCAUCUGCUGGUAUUGUGGUAGCAUCUCCAUCUAAAUCAGACCCUAAUUACUUUUAUACCUGGACUCGUGAUGCGGCCUUGACAUUUAAGGUCUUGAUUGAUGAGUUCAUUGCUGGGGAUACCUCACUGGAAUCUAGCAUCCAGGAUUACAUCUCUGCUCAAGCGAAGCUGCAAACCGUCUCUAACCCAUCGGGUGACUUGUCCGAUGGAUCAGGACUCGCAGAGCCCAAGUAUAACGUGGACUUGACAGCCUUCACAGAUGCUUGGGGUCGUCCUCAGCGUGAUGGGCCCGCUCUGCGAGCGACGGCUCUGAUCGCCUAUGGCAACCAUUUGAUCUCGAAAGAAAAGGAAUCUGUUGUCAAGUCGAACAUCUGGCCCAUCGUGCAAAAUGAUCUAAGCUAUGUUGCACAAUACUGGAACCAAACCGGAUUUGAUCUGUGGGAGGAGGUCGAGGGCUCCUCAUUCUUCACUAUUGCCGCACAACACCGCGCGUUGAUAGAGGGCAGCACAUUUGCCAAGGCGCUGGGAGAGUCCUGCGAUGGAUGUGAUUCCCAGGCACCUCAGGUCCUAUGCUUCCUGCAGUCAUUCUGGAAUGGCGAGGCUAUUGUUUCUAAUCUAGUUGACAAUGGCCGAACCGGUCUCGAUGCAAACUCUGUGCUUGCUUCGAUCGGAAACUUCGACCCAAAGGGUUCCUGCGAUGACGUAACCUUCCAGCCUUGCUCUGCUCGUGCCUUGUCGAACCACAAGCUAUACGUUGACUCGUUCCGUUCGAUCUAUGAUGUGAAUAGCGGCAAAGAAGCUGGAAAUGCCGUUGCUGUUGGACGUUAUGCCGAAGAUACUUACCAGGGCGGCAACCCAUGGUAUUUGACAACACUGGCAGCGGCUGAGCAGUUGUAUGAUGCUCUUUACCAGUGGGACCAGCAAGGCUCGCUAGCCAUCACCGAGAUCAGUCUUCCGUUCUUCAAAGACCUGGUUUCAUCCGCCGCCACCGGAAACUAUUCGAGCUCUUCAGACACUUACUCGUCUGUCACUAAAGCGGUCAAAACAUAUGCCGAUGGAUUCGUGGCUGUCGUGAAUAAGUACACGCCCAGCGGUGGAGCUCUAGCCGAACAAUUCACUCGGGCUGAUGGCACCCCAGCCUCUGCUAGUGAUUUGACCUGGUCUUACGCGGCGUUCCUAUCUGCUGCUCGACGUGAGGCUGGAAUAGUACCUGCUAGCUGGGGUGCGUCGAGUGCUAAUGAGGUACCCUCAAAGUGUGAGGGAAGCUCGGCCACGGGAAGCUACGCGACACCAUCAGUUGGCUCGUGGUAA